AUGGCCUGUGUUGGCGCGGUCUUCGACGAGGAUGACGAAGUCGUCUAUCAGGCGCAUCAUAUCAGCGCACGGUGUGUCUCGGAGCUCAACAUCAUGGCUACUCGUCGUGCUAAAAAUAGCUGCGAUAUUGUGUAUUUGGCUGCCGUUUGCCUUCACCAGGCAUAUUUGCUUGGGUCUGGCGACGAAAACAUCCAUGGCCAGGUGAACGGAGUCCGCACCUUUCUCAUUGACAGCUUGAAAAGUCUGAAGCUGUUGGGUUCUGGCAUGAGUGGUCGAGAAGGAUCAGCUCAGGAGCGCGUGGUACCGACUCGGUCAGAGCAGGCCGAAUGGACCGCAUGGGUAGCGUGUGAGCUUGAAAUCAGAACGACGUGGGCUGUAUUCGAGUUUGAUUGCAGUUACUCCCUUCUCACCAACAGCCCCUGUGCCAUAGAUCUGAGAGAUCUACCUCUGAGAUUCCCAUGCUCCGAUGAGGUCUAUGAUGCUCCAGAUGCCCAAUCUUGGGACGAUCUCCGAUUCCAAUCACCAUAUUGUGCUCAGGGGCCACUAGUGUCCACUGUCGUGGCGGCCACGGCAGCAAAAAAGGUGUUGUCAGAACAUAUCUCUCCUUGGAGCAAGCGUUUGUGUACCCAGGUCUUGGAGAGAAUUUUGAGAGGGUACGUGAGGCAAACCCAACGAGAUAGCACUAUUGCGGCUGCCCAGCAUCAUGGCCUGGAUCUGGGAUCUGCCACCACAGAGAGGGCAGAGUCAUUGCUUUGGUCCAUCAGCCUUUUGGGCAAGUCCAUAUAUGAUGCUGCAAUCUCAAAACCUCUGUCAACGAUGGACCUCUUCAAUUUUAGCUCAACCAAGUUGAUUCGCCACUACACUCACCUGACAGUGUACUCGGAUGUCAUGGACUUGAUAACCUAUAUCGCUCGUGCAGCUGCUUCGCGCCAGUCGCCCAACUGUCGCACAUCCUUGCGCUGGGCGCAGCAAAAGCUCAUCGAACAAUUCGCACAGCGUCCAUACAAAUCUCGACAGUAUGUUUGGCACGCUGGCCAGAUGAUCAGAAUCGCAAAGAUAUAUGCAAUGUUUGUGCCUUGCGACAAUCUGCGCAUCUUUACAGCAUAUCUCACCAUACUUGCGUUUGCAAAAUAUGGCCCCCGAUCCCUAAGGGAUGUAGAGGGAGUUGAACCAUUCCCAAUAGACAGAUGGCCGCAGGACGAGAAGGAUAUUGAGAAUUGGCUUCAAUUCGGUGGCCCAGCCAAGAUGGGGUCUUGCACUGGUAUUCAGGUGGGAUGUCGAACUGAAAACCUUAUACAAGAAUCGUUUCACAUGCUUUACCGGCUUGAACAUUGGGGAAUCUCAGAGAGGCUCUUCAGUGUCUUGCUUCACUUUAAUGACCUCGGCGUCCUUGAUUGA
Messenger RNA from Trichoderma breve, 1398 nucleotides. RefSeq lists its product as uncharacterized. The transcript is spliced from 3 exons. Gene Ontology annotation, molecular function: zinc ion binding; DNA-binding transcription factor activity, RNA polymerase II-specific; RNA polymerase II cis-regulatory region sequence-specific DNA binding. Gene Ontology annotation, biological process: regulation of transcription by RNA polymerase II; DNA-templated transcription. The coding region runs from base 1 to 1398 and encodes 465 amino acids. Gene Ontology annotation, cellular component: chromatin. The record is from RefSeq and is a predicted model, not a curated record. NCBI's taxonomy places the organism in Eukaryota, Fungi, Ascomycota, Sordariomycetes, Hypocreales, Hypocreaceae.